CUUGGGGAGUAUCCGUCCUGUUUUUACUUUUGGUAAGAGGAGUGCUGCCAUUGUGUUGCGAAAGCAUAAGCAUCGUCUCGACGCAGGAUAAAAGAAGUGGUCCUUGUUGUGACAGAUCUGAUCCAUGCUUCUGUCCAGUACAGAUCACCGGUUAGCUUGCGUUGACAUCCUCGUCCAUGAGCUAAGGGAUGGAUGAGAGCGGCAAGAAGCGUCGUCACCACUUCGUGCUGGUGCACGGUCUCUGCCACGGCGCGUGGUGCUGGUACAAGGUGGCCACCGCACUGGAAUCCGCCGGCCACCGCGUGACCGCGCUCGACCUGCCCGCGUGCGGCGCCAGCUCCCUGCGCGCCGACGAGGUGCGCUCGUUCGAGGAGUACUCCCGGCCGCUGCUCCGCGCCGUGGCCGCCGCGCCGCCGGGGGAGAAGGUCGUCCUCGUCGGCCACAGCUUCGGCGGGCACAACCUCGCGCUCGCCAUGGAGGCGCACCCGGAGAAGGUCGCCGUCGCCGUCUUCGUCUCCGCGCCCAUGCCGGUCGCCGGCCGGCCCAUGUCAGCGGUCUUGGAACAGCAUCUACAAGGAGAUUCUGCACCGGAUUCCUUCCUGGAUUGCACAUUUGGAAUCCUGGAGAGAGGCUCGGAGAAUCCAGCGGAGACAUUCCUCGUUGGCCCAGAGUGGUUGUCACAGAGGAUGUAUCAGCUCAGCCCUCCAGAGGACUUGACACUAGCCAGAAUGCUGGUUAGGCCGGCGCAGAUGUUCCUCGGAGACGAGGCCAUGACCGGGGAGAAGGUUCUGACGGAGGGCAGGUACGGCGCGGUGAGCCGGGUGUUUGUGGUCACCGAGGAAGACAAGACGUGGCCGGCGGAGGAACAGCGGCGGGCGGCGGCUUCCUGCGGCCCUGGCGUGGAGGUGAGAGCGAUCGGUGGAGCCGAUCACGUGCCCAUGUUCUCCAAGCCGGCGGAGCUCGCCCAGCUCAUCAUGGAAGUAGCUGACAAGUACAGUUGAUCGAGGAAGCGUCAAGUAUUGCGCCUUUUGAAGAACUAGCAACAAUGGACUCUUGUUUCAUACUCCUACUGUCCUACGUAGGCAAAACCAUUUAUAACGGUGCCAUCUCAUGCUCGGAUCCUAAGGCAUUUUUAUAUGAAUCUUGUGAGAGUAAUUUCAAGAA
This is a messenger RNA of Setaria italica (foxtail millet), 1164 nucleotides long. Its product is annotated as probable esterase PIR7A. Gene Ontology annotation, biological process: salicylic acid metabolic process; jasmonic acid metabolic process. The record is from RefSeq and is a predicted model, not a curated record. NCBI's taxonomy places the organism in Eukaryota, Viridiplantae, Streptophyta, Magnoliopsida, Poales, Poaceae. The transcript is spliced from 3 exons. The coding region runs from base 189 to 1001 and encodes 270 amino acids. Gene Ontology annotation, molecular function: methyl indole-3-acetate esterase activity; methyl jasmonate esterase activity; methyl salicylate esterase activity.